Saccostrea echinata is the source of this 2696-nucleotide messenger RNA. Its product is annotated as toll-like receptor 4. The coding region runs from base 1 to 2664 and encodes 887 amino acids. The transcript has a single exon. Gene Ontology annotation, molecular function: protein binding; transmembrane signaling receptor activity. Gene Ontology annotation, cellular component: membrane. Lineage: Eukaryota; Metazoa; Mollusca; Bivalvia; Ostreida; Ostreidae. Gene Ontology annotation, biological process: toll-like receptor signaling pathway; immune response. The record is from RefSeq and is a predicted model, not a curated record.
AUGGUCAAGAUUGCUACUCAAAGUGUCUUCCAUAUAUUAUGUACAUUAUAUGCAUUGUUUGUUCCUUGUUCAUCCUAUGGAGGCAGUUUUCACCGUGAGGACCAUGGUGAGUGGAAACCCUGCAAUUUCAGUGAAACAACUUGUAUAUGUUUGGAAUCAGACGAGGGGUUAUUAAAGGCAGACUGCUCGCAUUUACGUUUGACUCAAGUUCCGAUAUUUCCACCUAAUGUUAUCUGGAUCAAUCUACAAUUUAACUUUAUUGAAAAUAUUUCGGUCAGUUAUCCGAAAAACUUGAAGCAUUUGGAUCUUUCUCACAACGGCAUAAAUUCUCUAAAAGAUAAUCCUUUUGGCAACAUCCCAAGGCUAAAGUAUUUGGAUAUAUCUAGUAAUAAACUUAGUCUGAGUGAGACAAAUUUUUAUCCAGGACUUUUUAAAUCUUUAGAAUCCUUACGUUGUGUGAACUUGAAAAACAAUUCUGUACAGUUGCAAGGAAACUGGAGUUAUCUUGGAGAAAUUCUCAGUGAAUUGAUUUCGUUAAAGGAACUAAGAAUGGAUGCAGUGGGUAACUUUGUACUUUCAAAAGGCUUUAGCAACCUGAAGAAUCUUAUUCUGUUGGACCUCUCCGGUUUUAGAGGACAUUGUGAAACUAUAAAAAUUACACACGACUUUUUUCUCAAUACACCAUACCUUGAACAUCUAGAUCUUUCAUCUUGUAAAAUCAAACAUAUUGAGAGAGGAGCAUUUGGAGUUUUAAGGAAUUUGAAAUCGCUGGAUAUUUCUUACAACAAAGAAUUGGGUUUUGCUUCUCUCCCAAAUGUAACAUGUAAUCUAACGGGAACAUUAAUCAAAAGGCUUAAUUUGCAUAAUAUUAACUGCUUGACGGGAUUAGGAAAACGACUGUUAAUUCGCCAUGUCAUUAACCUGAGAAAAACCAAGUUAGAAGAGAUGAUUUUAUCCAGAAAUAGGUUGGAACUGUUCGAAAGAGGUCUUGUACGAUAUUUACCGCCAACCCUUCAAAGGUUAUCGUUGGCUGAGAAUAAACUUCUACAAGGCCCAUACAUAGCGGACUUUAUUGGUUUUCAUAAUUUGACUAUGUUUAAUAUGAGUCUACAGUUUCAGCCACCAGAAUACGUUACUGCAGUCUUCGAGCUUUGCAAAGAAAAUCAAGAUGAUCCGGAGACUUUUAACAUCACAAUGCACAGGGAUUCUACAAAUUUCUCAACCUUUCUCCACAACUUUGGAAAAUCGUAUAGCACAAAGGUUUCUCAUUGGAAACCAGUUAUAUAUGUACAUUGCCCUGAAAAUCUCCAAACAAUAUAUGCAAAUAACAGUAGACUGUAUUCCAAGAUAUCUGCAAUUGGUCUAAUUGCACCAAAAUUGAGGCACAUGUUUUUUCAAGAUAAUAUAUUGAAUGAAUGGAUAGGACCAGUGUACGGAAUACAAAAUGUCAGUCUUAUUGAUCUUUCCAAUAAUUUCUGCACGAAACUGUCAUCCGACUUCUUUGUUAAUGCAACAGGACUUCUGCAUCUCAAUAUUUCAAGAAACUCUAUUGGAGAUAACCUGGAAAGCGACGUGAAUGGACUUAUAUUUAGAAAUUUGGUUUCGUUGGAGACUUUGGACUUAAGCUCUAAUAAGAUUUAUCAUUUGCCUUAUUUACUUCUGAAAAGGUCUUGGAAUAUCAAAGCGUUGAUUCUUAACAAUAAUCAACUUUCUGAGUGGAAUGUUCAUGUGGGACAUAUGCGUCACUUAAAACAUCUUGAUUUAUCUGAAAAUAGAAUAGAUUCUAUCAGGGAUGAAAUCAGAAAGGAACUAACUAAUUUGAUAAAACUGAAAAACACUUCCAUAGAUCUAUCUGGGAAUAACGUUGACUGUUCAUGUGAAAAUGUUCCAUAUAUCAAGUGGAUGGUUGAACAUAAAGAAAAUUUCAAAAGAUUUGAUGACUACAAAUGUGCCAUAAAAAGCCAGAAAAAUUUUAAUUUCACCGAUCCUGUAACAUCUCUUAAAUCUUUGGUAGUAGAAUGUCGGUCUUAUACGACCUUUUAUAUUGUUGGAUCCAUCGUCUUGACCGUUCUAAUUUUUGUGGUCAUUGCAGUGAUGGUGAAAAGAAAUAUUUGGACAAUAAGAUUUACUAUCUAUCAAUGUAAACAAAAACUGAAGACAGGAGGUCGAUAUAUGCAAAUAUUAUAUCAGAGGAAUCGAUUAAAUUACACUUAUGACAUUUUUAUUUCAUAUUCUGCUCGGGAUCGAGAAUUCGUUUUGAAUAAACUUUUUUUGAAAUUAGAAGAAUUAAAUCUUGACGUUUGUAUUCGUGAGAGAGACUUUCUACCUGGCCGUGAAAAAGCUGACAAUAUCAUGGACGCAAUAGAGAGCAGCAAAAUGACUCUUUGUGUUGUUUCGGAAUCUUACAUGCGUUCUGGCUGGAGGGACUACGAGUUAAACAUGGCGAAACUCGAGGGUAUAAAAAAGAGAGGAGGACUUCAUUAUGUAUAUUUAAUCAUUCUUCCGGGAGCCUACGAUUUUAAGCGAAAGUGUCCGAAUUCCUUGAAGGAUUUGAUCAACGAAAAUUAUUUUUGUCAACAUCCUUCUGAAGAAUCUAGGGCCGUAUUGGAAACAUUUUGGAAUGAGUUUUCCAGUGUUGUUGCACAUAAAAUGAAAACUUUGUAGUAUUUAACUUUGACCUUUAUUACCAUAGAAAG